AUGGAACUUGAUUUUGGUCAUUUUCCCACUAACAACACUGAGUCUAAUGUAAACCCUUGCUUUAAAAUGGCUUCUUAUCUGCCGACAGAAACGCCUACUAUUGUGUGUGUAUUUUUGAAUGUUUUUCUUGGUUCCAUAUCUGUAAUAACUGUUUGUGGAAACCUCCUGGUAAUAAUCUCCAUCGUUUACUUCAGGCAGCUUCACACUCCGACCAAUGCUCUCAUCCUCUCUUUGGCUGUGGCUGACCUGCUUGUGGGCGCUCUGGUCUUCCCUCUCACAAUGGAGUUCUCCAUUACCUCGUGUUUGUAUCAUGAGGAGAUGUUUUGCAAAGUGAGAAGCAGCUUCGACAUAACGCUCAGCACGUGCUCCAUUCUGAACCUCUGUUGCAUUUCUGUUGACAGAUAUUACGCAGUGUGCCAGCCGCUGGCAUACAGAACUAAAAUCAGCAGCCAUGUUAUUGUGGUGAUGAUGUUGGUGAGCUGGGGCGUUCCAGGUGUGGUUGCGGUCAGCCUAGUAGGGUUUAACAGAUCAAAAUGUGGACAAAACUGUUUUUUUACCGUUGUGCUGGGAAAAAUUCUGAUUGUUCUGAUUACGUUUUACUUACCACUUCUGGUAAUGAUAUGCAUCUACCUAAAGAUUUUUUUUGUGGCGCAAAAGCAAGCACACAGCAUCCAGAGCAUGAAAAACUCUGGGGCAUCUGUCAGCAAGAUGGAGAGGAAGGCCACUAAAACCUUAGCGAUUGUAAUGGGAGUUUUUCUGCUCUGUUGGCUGCCUUCCUUUUUAUGUACAACCGUUUUUACUUUCAGCACCGCCUCCCAUCCUGGCCCUCUGGUAGAAAUACUCAACUGGCUUGUGCUGUCCAAUUCAACGUUCAACCCGUUUAUUUAUGCUUUGUUUUAUAGGUGGUUCAGGUCAGCGUUCAAGAUGAUUAUUUCAGGAAAAAUUGUUCUGGGAGAUUUCACUGACUCCAAACUUUUUUGA
Molecule: messenger RNA, 981 nt
Organism: Xiphophorus couchianus (Monterrey platyfish)
Lineage: Eukaryota; Metazoa; Chordata; Actinopteri; Cyprinodontiformes; Poeciliidae
Product: trace amine-associated receptor 1-like
Exons: 1
Coding region: 1-981 (326 amino acids)
Biological process (GO): cell surface receptor signaling pathway; G protein-coupled receptor signaling pathway
Cellular component (GO): membrane
Molecular function (GO): trace-amine receptor activity
Source: RefSeq, a predicted model, not a curated record